Periophthalmus magnuspinnatus is the source of this 1902-nucleotide messenger RNA. It is a transcript of the gene dcst1, whose product is annotated as DC-STAMP domain containing 1. The transcript is spliced from 15 exons. Lineage: Eukaryota; Metazoa; Chordata; Actinopteri; Gobiiformes; Gobiidae. Gene Ontology annotation, cellular component: membrane. Bases 1 to 1902 code for a protein of 633 amino acids. The record is from RefSeq and is a predicted model, not a curated record.
AUGAGGAAAUCCGUACCGGUCAAGGUGAACUGGGUCGGAAGGUGUGAGGUUCGUACCGGUCAUGGAGAGCUGGGUCGGAGGCAGAAGAGCUGUGCAGUUUGGCGCAGGUGCACGGUCAAGUCACACCCUUCACCUGACACUCCCAUUGAAUCAGAGGGUCCGGUGAGGCACAUGCUUCAAGCACUGCUGGGGGCCUUCAGUGGAGCAGUCCUGUUUCUAGGAGUCUCCCACAACCUGCCCCUGAACCUAACACUGAAGCUGACAGUAGGAGCCGUCUUCACUGGCUUGUGUGCUGUGGGCGGGGCCUGCUCGUCCUUUGUCCGGUGUUCUCUCCUACUCACAUUUCCCAUGAUGCUCGGCUCCAGGGGCAGAGCUUAUAUCCUACUGCUUCUACUGUCCCUCCUCUAUUCAGGCCCGGUUCAUAACAUGCAGGUGAACUUGGAGGCGUGUGCUCUCAGUCUCACCUGUAAUUUGGACCUUCAGGUGAACAACAGCCGUGUUCUGUGGAGGCAGGCCGUGGUGCCCUUCAUCAGCAUCUCUCAGGAGCUCAUGGGCAGCACCGCAGACAUGGAGGAAGAGUCUUUGAACGUGAGCAGGACUUUCCACACUUUCAGACAGGAAGUGAUGCGUCAGUACGCCAAGCCGUUAGCCGACUCUAAUGACACACAGCAGCAGCUCACUAGAAGUACCAUGGUGCAUUGCAACGGUGUGGUCCAGCAGGCAGUGCAGCGCUGCUCUGAUUGGUUCAGUCUGAAGUGGAUAGAGUGCAUGUCAACGGUCUCAGUCCCGAUCCUGAACCACCUCCUGUGUGUCCCUAUGAAGUUUGGCUUCCUCUGCGACAUCUUCCGCGUGAUGUCGUCCUGGUGUGCUGAGAGCCUCCCGGUGGAGGGGAACACAGGUCACCUCUGGGACCAGCUGAACCGGUCCAUGGCCCAGUUUCAGAAGGAAUUCAGUGCCAGUAUGGUCCUGGAGGAGGAGCAGCACCAGGCUGUGGAUGGACUGAUUCUGGACCAGGUCUUCACAGACUCGGUUAGGGACUCACUCCUCAGACUCAGAUCUGGGUCUGAGCUCCUGAUGAAGGUUCUACAGUCCAUCAAAUCCCUCACCUUCAUCACCAUCAUCCUCCAAGCUGUGGGGUACCUGGUGCAGUACAGGAGGGACCUUCGCUUCGAUAACGUUUACAUCACACACAAUUUCAGACACAUCGACACGCGAAGGAAGACUCAGGGAAAGCACAGCGUUCUUCCUCUGUCCAAACUCGACCGGAGCCACUUCAUCCAGCCUUGCAGUUUAAGGAUCCAUCCCGAGGAGGCACCACCACUGUUCUCUGGUCUGGUUCAGACGGUCUCAGUCGGACUUCUGACACUGGUUCUGGUUGGUCUGGAUCUGGUUCUGGUCCAUGUUCUGCAGAUCGUGAGCCGGAACACCGUUACACAGUUCAACAUCACAGGUGUCCAGCAGGUGGACCUGAGAGUGGGCGGGGAUUCUAUCAUGGCCCGCCUUCUCAAGAAGACUGUUUCUGCCUUCAACCGCUCUGCCCACUUUGACAUCGACAUCAGCAACAGAGCAUGCUCGGUGGCACCCUCUCUCCUUCCGCCCUCUGUGUACUUGAGCUGUGCCGCCUGUGUCCUGAUGGUGGCGCUCUGCAGCCUCCUCCACAUCUACAGCAGCCGCCUGAGAAGAACCAUCUGUGCCUCCUACUACCCCCAGAGAGAGAAGAGAAGAGUUCUUUUUCUGUAUAACCUGCUGCUACAGAGAAACAGGAAGUGCUCGGGUUCAGACAUGAAGUGCUUGGGUUCAGACAGGAAGUGCUCGAGUUUAGACAGGAACUGCUUCACAGGCCACUGGAACACAGUACGAAUGCAUAUAAUCCCAAUGUUUAAUGUGUUGAAAUGGCUCUGA